AUGUCCGAUAAUAUUAGUAUUCAACAACAAACUACUCAAAUGCAAUCUGCUGGGACGGAAGAAGUCACAUUACAAGAUGGUAUUAAUAUAUCUUAUUCUAUAUCAAAUUCAAAUAUCUUACCGAAAAUUAGAAAUUCGACUUCUUCUUGGCCUGAACCAAUUUCUCUUGAUUUGAAAGAAGGAUGUCUCAAAAAAUUUCUCCAGCGAAUGUCCAUGUCAGCACUAGCCGAAACUACUUGUGCAGUUUGCAACAUUCGAAGUCCGAUGCAAAAGUCGAAAUCAGUACCUGUCUCAAAAAUUACUAGCAAUGAAUUACUCAAAGUUUCAGACGAAACUAAAGCUCUGAUCAUGGGCUCCCAGUUAUCGAAUUUACAGUACAUAAAUGAAGGCACCGUAACUACUGUUAAUACUGAUGGUAUACAAACGACUGAUGAUGCUCAAAGUAAUAUACAUUUAUUUGUAAUUGAAUAUUUCUUCAAUAAGCUUUCCUUAUUUCAGCUUCCAAGUCACCAUCAUUUUAUUGUGAAAACAAUAUUAUUUUAUAUACUAGUGGCUUAUUUCAACAGAACAAGAAGAAUAUGUGCACACUCUGUUAAAAAUGUCAUGAUGGUUUAUCGAAAAAACACAUUCCUAAAUUUUCUGUUGCCAAUGGCAUGUGGUUUGGCGACAUUCCUGCUGAAUUACAAGGCUUAACAAUUCCAGAAGAAAAGCUAAUAUCACUUUAUCGUCACAAUAGUUGUAUAAUAAAACUUCAAUCACCUUUCCAUUCAGCUACAACUUCAUAAACAGCUUUAAAAGGCAACUGUAUUACUUUUCUGCAAAAUGUACCGGACAUUGUCAACAGUCUACCACUUAAACUUGAUGAUCUAUGUGAUACGAUAAAAGUCAUUUUUGUUGGCUCUCUUCCUCCUCAACGUAUUCAUCUUAGAAAAAUUUUAACAGUGCGAAAGAAAAAAAUUAUUCAGGCUUUGCAAUGGUUGAAGAAAUAUAAUAUUCUCUAUCAGAAUAUUGAGAUAAAUCUUCAGAAUAUUGCUCAACUACCUGAAGACGACAUACCAGAAUCUAUUAUGUUAACAAUGGAGCAAAAGAUAAGUGAUGAAGAAAUUCAAUCUGAAAGAGUUGGCUAUGUUCCAGAUCCACUAUCUAAUUUAACUGAUUACACAACCUCAGAUACUAUUCCCAUACA
Adineta steineri is the source of this 1186-nucleotide messenger RNA. The record is from the annotation of a GenBank genome assembly. NCBI's taxonomy places the organism in Eukaryota, Metazoa, Rotifera, Eurotatoria, Adinetida, Adinetidae.